Molecule: messenger RNA, 1566 nt
Organism: Leptomonas pyrrhocoris
Lineage: Eukaryota; Euglenozoa; Kinetoplastea; Trypanosomatida; Trypanosomatidae
Exons: 1
Coding region: 133-1566 (477 amino acids)
Source: RefSeq, a predicted model, not a curated record
AGUUGCCUCACGGUUAUUAUUAUUACUGUUGUUGUGUUUUCUCUUUUCUUGAACACCACUUUAUUGCAUGCACCCGUAAUUGUAUUGCCUAAUCUCAGUAGAUACUUUUUUUCUUUGUGGGUACCUCCCAAAAUGGAUGUUUUUCCGCAACAGGAAGAAUUUCUGCAAGAAGGGCGGACAGUACCUCUUUGGAAGAAGCAAGGAGAAUUUGUCCGCUUUUUAGUUAAUACCUACUACGUGGAACCGAAUAAACUUAUCGAGGAAGAAAAAGGUGUUUCACACCGCAACGAGCUGUCAGGCCUACCCUUCCAUGAUUUCCCUUUUGGUGACGAUGUAGCAAAAGUGCUGGGUCGCAUUGCCGAAGAAGCUGUGAUACUUGAUCAAAAGCAUGUUCAGGAAAAGCUGCCGUUUUGCAUUCUUGAGAAGCCUUUGGCGGUGCCUGCGAUGAUCGGCGUGCUCCUGCAGUGUUUCUUCUUUGAAGAGUAUGGGGUAUUUAUUUCCUCGACAACGUUUGACAUCUGGGCCUCCAAAGCUCUGGGCUUUGAAAUUCAUCUUUCCCGGGUUUGGCUGGAUGCAGAAUGCCACGUUCAUCGCGCGCUGCUUUGCAGCAGCGCAAAACGCUUGGUGAAUCAACGAAGUGCGCGAGAGACCGGAAUUCACGCAAUGAAUUUGCAGUCACGCAGCGGGGGACCACUGCAUCGAAUGUGGAACUACACGUACGGUUUACUUUGCGCCGAACUCUCUGUAACACCUUUGCAGCGAGAGGAUAGUGAUGAGUUAUUUUUGCAAGCGAUGAAGGGCUCUAUAAUUCUGCGUCAAAAUUUAGAAGCGGCACUUCGGAGUCAAAAUUUCGAUAAGGCUUCACCUACCGGUAUUCUUUACUCAACAGCAGAACCUGAGCUCUGCGCCUGCGCCACGUAUCACGUGUGUUUUCGUACGUUUGAGUCCGUUUUUAACAAGCAAACCAACACACGUGAGAAAAGGUUGUGUUCCGCUAAUGUAAUGCAGUACUUUUUCCACGGGUGUCUCAAUGCAUUUACAUUUAACCGUUACGAUCAAAAGAAAAUUCCAUCUUCAUUCGAGACUCUCGACUCUGUUGCAGUGUUGGCCGACGGGAAACGCAUGACUACUCGACGUAACUUAAAAGCAACCGGUAUGUCAGCUCUUCCUACAUAUUUGCAACGUGUGCAGCUGUUGAGUUACGAUCACAUUUCAGGAGAGGUUGUAUCGUCGACCAAUUGUAAUACCUUCAAACCUUCAAUUAAUGACAGUAAUAAAUUUUCAGAGAUGGAUUCAACGGCAAUAGACGUAAAUGCUAUGUAUUCGUUUUGCUCUAAUGAGCACACAGAGGAAGGAAAGAAACCAGAUAGUGACGACACUGCGUUAAAGCAAUCUUCUCCGCAAGAAGCCCGAAGCGACCGGGAGAAUUAUUCCAGAUUCACCACGUUCUUUCUUGAAAGGACUGACGACGACUGUGCAAAAUACAUUUUAUCGGAAGAGGAACGCAACGCCAAAAAGCUGAUCUACUCGCAAUUGUACGGUCACAAACGACGAAGAGUUCCCUAG